AUGAGUUCACUUGGUUGGUCUCUUAUCACCUCGUUACUUGAAUCCACUGACAAAGCAUAUAUUAGGGAUACGUUUAAGGAAUCAGUACUUCCUCAUUUGGAUGCUAUAAUUCUCUCCCCUGGUCCUGGAAGCCCUGACAAGGAAUCAGACUUCGGCUUUAACUCAAAACUAAUCAGAGAAGUUAACAUACCAAUCCUGGGGAUAUGUUUGGGCCACCAAGGGAUUGGUACAGCUUUUGGAGCAAAAAUUAUACAUGCACCAAACAUCAAACAUGGCCAAGUGUGCAAAAUUCACCAUAACAAAACUGGAAUCUUUGAAGGCCUUCCCGAACAGUUUGAGGGUGUAAGAUAUAAUAGUCUUGUACUUCCAUUCAAUGGCUUACCUAAGGAGCUAGAAUUAACGGCCUGGACUUUCGAUGAAGGUGUACCAGUGGUAAUGGGCAUUAAGCAUAGCAGUCGCCCUAUCUACGGAACUCAAUGGCACCCCGAAAGCGUGUGCUCCAAAUAUGGUCAGCACAUCAUGGAUAAUUUCCGGGACAAGGUCCUCCAGUUUUGGGCUAUCCAGCCUUCGGACAUUAGCACUACUCACCACUUCUCAAGUACUGGAUUACUACCGGAUUCUAUCCUGAGCAAAAGCGCCAUUGUUAAGGAGGCCCAAGGUACAUUCAAUCCCCAAAAUGAAAGGCCGUGGUCAAUAGCAACAGAUGGUGUCCGUGAUGCGCAUUCAAGAAAUUCGUACUUGGGCAUUGGUGCAUUUACGCUAUGCUACUGGUCAGAAACUGGAAAACUCUCUGUCUCUCAACAAGGAAAGCAAGUCAAGUCAGAAAAGCUUACGACUUCCUAUUGGUCAUGGCUCGACCAGUUCCAGCGGACCAUCAUUGAGCAAAAUGUUGCAUCUGUACAGCCAGAUCUACUCGGAGAGGAUACCCAAGCGGGCCAGCCAUUGCUUCAGGUUGGACUGAUUGGGUACUUCGGGUAUGAGAUGAAACGUGAAUCCCUACCUGGUUACAGAUAUAGGAAGUCAACUGAGAAGGAAAACACCCAUUCUGUUCCGGACAGCCAGCAUCUCUUUACCAACGUUGUUCUGAGGCUGGACAAUUACACGGGUGAAUGGAUGGCCUUCGGUCUGAUUCGUCGUGGAGAAGAAGACCCAAUCGGAAAAUUUAUCGGUGCCCAUUCACCGAUUGGUCUUACCCAGCAUGAAUAUGAAUGUAUUCUUUCGAACACUCGUGAACUAUUUGCCGCGCCACCCUCACCACCAUAUACUCUCCCAACAUCUUUACCCAGCUUUGAAGCCAUUGACGAUGAAAAUUCAUAUAGCCAGAAAAUCCAUGCUGCUCAGCAGGCUAUAAAAGAGGGUGAAACAUACGAAGUCACAUUGACCACGCGAUUCAGAGCACACUGCCCAGAUGUGGAUCCCUAUUCACUAUACCUAUCACUUCGAAGCCGCAACCCCGCCCCAUACUCUGCAUACAUCCACUUCCCGGUUAGCGACACAACUAUACUUUCCUCUUCUCCUGAACGAUUUAUAUCGGUCGACGGAGAUGGAAUUGCAGAAAUGAAGCCGAUCAAAGGCACCCUAGCAAUUGUUGAUCUGAUUCGCUCCGAUCUGCACAAUAUUUCCCCCUCCAAGUCGAUACAGGUUCCAAAGUUACUUCAAGUUGAAAGCUAUGAGACUGUACAUCAGCUUGUUACCACCAUCCAAUCUCAAAUCGCCAAAAAUGUUGGGGGUGUCAAAGUUGUGGAGCGUUGCUUCCCACCAGGCUCCAUGACCGGCGCCCCAAAGCUUCGGUCAGUGAAGAUAAUUGAUGAGCUUGAGGGAGAACCAGAACGUGGAAUAUAUUCUGGCUCCUUAGGUUAUAUGUGCGCCAGUGGAACUAUUGAUCAGUCCGUCAUAAUACGCACUAUAGUCAAAAAUGGGGCUGACCUUGAGCUCGGCGCUGGAGGCGCCAUCACCUGGCUAAGUGAACCUGAUAAAGAAUGGGACGAGGUUAUGGUAAAAGCGAAUGCGGUUGCCAAGGCGCUCCCUCAACAGAGCUAA
This is a messenger RNA of Trichophyton verrucosum HKI 0517, 2040 nucleotides long. Its product is annotated as para-aminobenzoate synthase PabaA. The record is from RefSeq and is a predicted model, not a curated record. The transcript is spliced from 5 exons. Gene Ontology annotation, biological process: L-tryptophan biosynthetic process. NCBI's taxonomy places the organism in Eukaryota, Fungi, Ascomycota, Eurotiomycetes, Onygenales, Arthrodermataceae. Bases 1 to 2040 code for a protein of 679 amino acids.